AUGUGUGAGAAAGAAUUAUUUGAGUCCAGCAAUGGUGACGAAGAAGAGAUGUUAGUAUGUGAAGAAGAUUUAGAGCAUAAUCCUUUUGAUGGCUUACCAUACUCAUCUCAUUAUUACAAACUUUUGAAAGAAAGAGAGGAACUUCCAUUUUGGAGUGAAUAUCCUUCCAUGGAGAGUCUUCUUCGUAAUCAAAUUGUGAUUGUUUCAGGAGAUGCUAAGAGUGGCAAAAGUCAUCAAGUUCCCCAAUGGUGUGCUAAGUACGGUCUUUCUGCCCAUUAUCAACAGGAUAGGGGUGUACACAAGCAGACAGCAAUGUGGCUGGCACUACGUGUAACUGAUGAGAUGGAUGUCAAUACUGGCCAUGAAGUGGGUUAUGUUGUCCCAUUUGAGAGCUGCUGUACACUGAAACAAUUCAGAGUGCCCAGUAUAUCCAGCAGACCCCUCAAUGAAAGCUGCCUAUUAGACAAACCCAACUGGUUGUCUGUUGCCAAGGAACCAAUAUUUCAGGAUGGUUAUUUUAAAAGAAAUAAAGGAUCUAAUUUCAAUCCUGAUCUUGGAGAAUUAGUCCCUGUUUCUCUAGAUCCCAGCCACAAAGAUAUAUUCAAGCCAAAUGAAGAUAAAGAAAAAAAAUGCUGCAAAAAUUACAGAAGAAAAGUGCUAUUAACCAUGAGCUUCGGAGAGUUGUUGGUCUGGAUUCAUACUGUAACCUUUACAAUUGAUAUUAAUGUGGAGAGAAGAAAUGUUAGUAAAGUCUGCAGCCCUAGAAUCAGGCUGCAUUAUAAGAGCGUCUGCUCUAGCAAUAAAAGCCAAGAAGAUAUGUGCACGCAAAUUCUGUGCACGUCUUCAUCAGGCAAACUCUUCUGCCUCUACCCUGGAUAAUUUACAUACAAGGAAAUGAAACCAUGCCUGUCAGCCAGAAUAUAGGACUCAAAUCUAACUAGCAUGGUUCUUUUUCUGAAGAGAAUGGAUUUAGCAGGCUUAGGCCACUGUGAUCAUGUAGCGUGACCUACUCCUGAAAAUCUGAUGCAGGCUUUAGAAGAUCUUGAUUAUCUGGCACAGAAUAACGAUGGAAACUUUUUUGAAUUUGGAAUAAUUAGGUCAGAGUUUCCUCAGGAUCCACAGUUGUCCAAGUCCAUUUUAGCUUCAUGUGAAUAAUUUGACAGAAUGCUCACCAUUGCUGCCAUGGGUAAAAGAGCCGCAUGUGGCUCACGAUCCACAGUUUGGCCACCCCUGCAACAUGCUGUCACUUCUUCCUCAGACUACGAUGUUGAGAAAUGGUGUCAUGAUUAUUUCCUAAGCUGUUCUGCACUGAGGAGGGCAGAAGUUAUCAGAGCUGAACUGGCAGAGAUUGUAAAAUGUAUUGAACUUCCCAUUUCAGAACCUGACUUUGAAUCAAAAGAAAAUACGCUAAGCAUAAAGAAACUUCUCUUAUCUGGUUACUUCAUACAAGUAAGGAGAGGAAUCAUUCUCAGUUUAGCUAUAGAAAAGACAAGACGAUUUGUGGAACUGGCACUUCAAUAAUAUGUUAGCAAUCUGCCUCCUAGUGAAAGCAAGGAGAUUCUGCAGGAAGAUCAUUUAUCACCUGUUUCAACAAUGAAAGAGGAACGCUAA
Messenger RNA from Trachemys scripta elegans, 1611 nucleotides. RefSeq names its product DEAH-box helicase 32 (putative) (gene DHX32). Gene Ontology annotation, cellular component: intracellular anatomical structure; spliceosomal complex. Lineage: Eukaryota; Metazoa; Chordata; Testudines; Emydidae. Gene Ontology annotation, molecular function: RNA binding. The record is from RefSeq and is a predicted model, not a curated record.